CUUUUUUCUCUCUCUCUUCCUCUCUCCCUCUCUCUUCCAUUCUUCCCUCUUCUCAUCCUCUUUCUCCCGUCCUAAGUCCCGUCGGAUUCCCACAAUUCCCUUUCUUCUUCCUGAUACCCCUCGGUCAUUCUUCCGCCCCUCUAUUCUACCACGUCUCCCCCCCCCUGAUCACACCGCCACUAUGUCUGCUCGUCCCCAGAACAUUGGUAUCAAGGCCAUCGAGGUCUACUUCCCCAGUCAGUGUGUUGACCAGUCCGACCUGGAGAAGUUCGAUGGCGUGAGCGAGGGCAAAUACACAAUUGGUCUGGGUCAGACCAAGAUGAGCUUCUGUGAUGACCGUGAGGACAUCUACUCCAUGGCCCUGACCACCCUCUCCUCCCUCAUCAGCAAAUACAACAUUGACAAGAACAACGUUGGCCGCCUGGAAGUGGGUACCGAGACCCUGCUGGACAAGUCCAAGUCCGUCAAGUCGGUCCUGAUGCAGCUCUUUGCUCCCGACAACACCAACAUCGAGGGCAUUGACACCGUCAACGCUUGCUACGGUGGCACCAACGCUGUUUUCAACAGCAUCAACUGGGUCGAGUCCUCCGCCUGGGACGGCAGAGAUGCCAUCGUGGUUUGCGGUGAUAUUGCCCUGUACGCCAAGGGUGCUGCUCGCCCCACUGGUGGUGCCGGCUGCGUUGCCAUGCUGAUCGGCCCUGACGCCCCUAUUGUCUUCGAGCCCGGUCUCCGUGGCAGCUACAUCACCCACGCCUACGACUUCUUCAAGCCGGACCUGACCAGCGAGUACCCCGUCGUUGACGGCCAGUUCUCGCUCAAGUGCUACACCGAGGCCGUCGAUGCCUGCUACAAGGCCUACGACGCCCGCGAGAAGACUCUCCAGGAGAAGGCCCAGAACGGCAGCAACGGCACGGCCCAGGACGACAGCAAGACCCCCCUGGACCGAUUUGACUACAUUCUUUACCACGCUCCCACCUGCAAGCUGGUCCAGAAGUCGUUCGGCCGCAUGCUGUACAACGACUACCUCGCCAACCCCUCCCACCCUGCCUUCGCCGAGGUCGCCGCCGAGCUGCGUGACCUGACCUACGACCAGUCCCUGACCGACAAGAACGUCGAGAAGACCUUCAUGGGUCUGACCAAGAAGCGUUACGCCGAGCGUGUGCGCCCCGGUCUGGACGUGGCCACCCUGUGCGGUAACAUGUACACCGCUACCGUCUACGCCGGUCUGGCCAGCUUGAUCUCCAACGUUUCGUUUGAUCCCGCCGAGGCCAAGCGUGUUGGAAUCUUCUCCUACGGCAGCGGUCUUGCCGCCUCCAUGUACAGCGCCAAGAUUGUCGGCGACGUGUCCUACAUGGUCGAGAAGCUCGACCUUCACAACCGCCUCAACGGCAGAACCGUUCUGCCUCCUCAGGCUUAUGAUGAUAUGUGUGUCCUUCGUGAGCAUGCUCACCUGAAGAAGAACUUCAAGCCCUCUGGCAAGACGGAGACGCUUUACCCCAACACCUACUACCUCUCCGAGGUGGAUGACAUGUUCCGACGCCAGUACGAAGUCAAGGCCUAAAUUGCGCCUGGCGCCUAACGGACCUUGCUCUUUUUUUCUUUGCUUUUUGUCUUGGACCCAACCGGGUCUCUUUUUAGACGGUUCAUUAGACUUCCUCGGCACCCAGAGCUUAAGAUUCCCGUACAGAAUUCAAGUCUGGUGUGAUGAUGGUUUCUGCUUGCCUUUGCAUUGUCUGGGCUUUCGGGGAUUGGUAUCUCCUAUACAGGGAGGAAUGAUGACGAUGAUGAUGCUCUUUAGAUUUAAGGUGGCGCUGGAAUGCUUCCGGAUUCCCAAGAAGAACUUUCGAUUUCUUUUUCUUUUUCUUUUAUUGAUAUUAAUCUAAUUAAUCAAAUACAUGAUUUCACUGUCC
Messenger RNA from Aspergillus steynii IBT 23096, 1910 nucleotides. It is a transcript of the gene erg13, whose product is annotated as hydroxymethylglutaryl-CoA synthase. The record is from RefSeq and is a predicted model, not a curated record. The transcript is spliced from 4 exons. NCBI's taxonomy places the organism in Eukaryota, Fungi, Ascomycota, Eurotiomycetes, Eurotiales, Aspergillaceae. Bases 182 to 1561 code for a protein of 459 amino acids. Gene Ontology annotation, molecular function: hydroxymethylglutaryl-CoA synthase activity. Gene Ontology annotation, biological process: acetyl-CoA metabolic process; ergosterol biosynthetic process.